Molecule: messenger RNA, 438 nt
Organism: Lodderomyces jiufengensis
Lineage: Eukaryota; Fungi; Ascomycota; Pichiomycetes; Serinales; Debaryomycetaceae
Exons: 1
Coding region: 1-438 (145 amino acids)
Biological process (GO): mitochondrial respiratory chain complex III assembly
Cellular component (GO): mitochondrial membrane
Source: RefSeq, a predicted model, not a curated record
AUGUCUACAAAGCCACUUUGGUACCGUUGGGCGAGAGUAUAUUUCGCAGGAGCAUGUUUAACAGGAUUGGGAGUAGUAUUAUACAUGACAAUAAGGCCAACAGAUGAACAAUUAAUAGCAAGUUUUUCACCAGAAGUAAGAGCUGAAUAUGAAAAAUCCAAGGAAAUAAGGCAAUUAGAACAAAAAAGAUUAAUGGAGAUUGUAAAACAAACAUCCAAAUCAAAUGAUCCUAUAUGGAAAACUGGUCCUAUUGGAUCACCUUUAGAAAAAGAUCAAAGAAAUUUGAGUUUAGAGUUGGUUGAUCGUGAAUUAUUUCAUAAAACUAAAGCUGAAGAAAAACAAAAGGAAGAGAUAAAUAAAAGUAUUGAACAAAGUAAAGAAUUAGAAAGAUUAAUUAAAGAAAAAAAUGCAAAAAAAUCUUGGUGGAGGAUAUUUUGA